CCUGUCCGGAUGUGUUUGGGCAUCUGUCUUGUCAGAGUGUUUGCCCCCUCUCCUUGACACACUCUUCAUCACUGUCAGUUCAGGCCGGUGCCAUUUGGGAAUGCAGCAACCUCAGAUCAAAGCCCCAGAGUUCUGGAAAGCUCUUUUGCCACCCGUGGCUCAGGGGUCCAGGACUGGGUGAGAAACCUGACUAUCCAAACUCCCAUAGCUCAUUAAUGCUUCAACAGAGCAUUGGUAGCUCUAUUACCCCUUCCCCAUCCGCGGAUCCAAUCUAACUCAACGGGGUGACCGUCUGCCAUUUACCCAAGGGCUUGUAAAACUCGCCAAACUUCCUCAUAAACUCCCAGCAAAGAGGGUUUCAUUUUUAAGAAACUCCAGCUCAGCUCAUAUCGGAUUCCAGAAACCUCGGUGGAGGGAGUGGUGGACGCGGUCUCCAGAAGCAGCAGUCAGGGGGGGCGGAAAAAGGUGAUGUAUAGUUAGCUUUUGACUCCUGGCUCCUUCCCCCCAGAAAUGCUUCACUUCCCAUGGGGUUUUGCAAUUUGCCUUCUGUUCCUUUUGGGCUUGGCUUCUGACCCUUGGGAUCCAUGCUACGAUGCCAACCGCAAUCCACGCUACUGCCUCCCUGAGCUAUCCGAACUGGCAUCAGGACGUCUGGUGGAAGCAUCGAGUACAUGCAGUAGCAAUAAUUCCCCUGGACGAUUCUGCACCUUCCGAGAUUCGAUGGACCCAACCUCAAAAUUCUGCCAGCGCUGCAAAGAGGACACUCACAUGCCUGAGUAUCUCACUGAUGCAGAUGGUGGUGCCACUUGUUGGUGGUCUCAGCCUGCAACCAACGCCACACUGACUUUAGCCUUGGGACGUAGAGUGGAAGUUCUCUAUGUGGCUCUCCGAUUCUGCUCCCCACGGCCAGAGUCUCUGGCUAUUUACAAAUCUAUGGAUUAUGGACGCAGUUGGGUGCCCUUUCAAUUCUUUUCUGCCUUGUGUUGGCGACGCUACCAUUUGCCACCAACUAAUGUCAUUCUGAAGUCUAUGGAACAUGAAGCAGCUUGCAUUGAGGCCCAAACCACCCCCAAACCUCUCAUGGGGGGAUUGGUAGCUUUCAUGCCCCUAGCAGGCCGACCUUCAGCCAGGAUGUUUGAGUAUAGUCCUGUACUUCAAGACUGGGUGACUGCGACUGACCUCCGAGUGUCCUUUGACCGCAUGCAUCCAACACGGAUAUUGGGGUUGCGAAGGCGGGAGGCAUCCUAUGGGGUGGCUGAGCUGCAGGUUGGAGGCAGAUGCAAAUGCAACGGACAUGCCUCCCGAUGCACAACUGGGAAAGAAGGAGGAGUGCCUCAAUGUGAUUGUCAGCACAACACAGCCGGGCCAGAAUGUGACACCUGCAAAGCCUUCUUCUGGGAUAGGCCUUGGCAACGAGCAACGCCCAAAGACGCGCAUGAGUGUGUGGCUUGUGACUGCAACCUCCACUCCCACCGCUGCCGGUUCAGCAUGGAACUCUUUGAACUCUCAGGACGUCGGAGUGGAGGGAUCUGUUUGAACUGUCGCCACCACACAGCUGGGCGCCACUGCCAGUAUUGCCACCCAGGCUUUAAGCGGGACCUCAGCCGCCCCAUGACAAGCAACAAAGCCUGCAAAGCCUGCCAGUGUCAUCCUAUUGGAGCAAUUGGUGCUAUUUGCAACCAGACCACAGGGCAAUGCCAAUGCAAGAACGGGGUGACUGGGCUGACCUGCAACCGAUGCGCUCAGGGUUUUCAACAAAGCCGCAGUGCCCAUGCUCCCUGUAUCCGGAUCCAGGAGGUGAUGACAACCACAGCUGUCCCUCCACAGGAAUUGAACACAGGUACUGAAUGCCAGAAUCACUGUAAACCACCCCAAGGACGUGUCCAGAUGAACUUGAGGAACUACUGUAAGAAGGAUUAUGUUCUUCGUGCACAGCUCCUGGCCAUGGAGAAAUCCGGCACAUGGUGGCAGUUCACUGCCUCAGUUCACACUAUCUACCGGCAACGUCAUGUGCCCAUUCGACGGGGUGAGCAGCCACUCUGGGUACCUGAACUGGAUUUGGCAUGCCGCUGCCUUCACCUCCAAGUUGGUAAAGCUUACCUGGUUAUUGGCAACGAUGAAGAGUCACCUGACCCAGCCCGACUAAUCUUGGACAAAAAUAGCCUAGCCCUAUCCUGGAGAGAUGCUUGGGCCCAUAAACUGCGCAGUUUUCAGCAGCAGAGCAGACGUGGGAAAUGUCGAGGCAUCUGAACUACAAUGGUGGAAGGAAAGGGAGGAAGGAAAGGGACAUACAUACAUGUGUAAGUGUAGGUUUGAAAUAGAUUUGGAGAAAAACAUGGCACAAAGACUGUCUUUUCUUUUUCUUCUUUGGACAGUGACUUCCAGAGUUUCCCAGCCAGCAUGGCUACUGGACAUGAUAGCUGAUGGAAGUUGUGUUCUUAAAAGUAACUUUUCCAAAGUCUGGGUUGAGGUAUCCCAAGCACUACAUGCUCAAGCCGCUGUUACAAAGCACCCUCAUGUGUAAAAACAGUUGUCCCAAAAAGGGAAUUCAUGCCAAUCUGGGUUUUUUAAUGUGAGUCCUGAUUUCAUACAAUUCUUCUUAUCUCCUUCCUCCUCCCAACGGGCCUAUGUGUACCGCUAGUCCUUUUUAAAGGCUUAGAGGCGCUCCGGCUGAGGUAGAACUUGCCUUAGGCGAUGCCAGUGGGAAAUAUUUGGGCAGGAGGAAGGCUGUCAAAUCUAGCAGUGGAUGAUAGAACAAGGGCUGAGUUAAAUAGGUUUGAACAAAACACAAGGCCAUCAUAGAGCAUGUGAGGCAGAAACACUGGAGAAUAAGGCUAUCAAUGCAUGACAGCUGUAUAUUAUCUCCAGCAUAAAAUGCCCUAUAGAUCUGAAUACCAAUUCUUGGGGAGGACAAGACUAAAGGUGCUGUUGCCUCCACAUCUUGCAUAUGAGCUCCCCUAUAGUCAGCCAUUGUGGGACUAAAUGUUGGACUAAAUAGACCUUAGUCUAAUCCCAUGCCACUCUUCUUGGCUUCUCCUUGCAUUUUCAGUUGAAGUUACUGUAACUGGAUUUCCCCUUAGCUCUUUCCUACCACUACAACAGAAGAUGAGGGAAAUGGGGCAGCGUGAAACUGUUUUUGUUCAUACCCCAAGGAGCUGGCUAGUCUCCAGGUGACCUGAACUUAGGAUACACUUGUCAAAAUAUGCAGAGUGAAAUCAAAUAUAUAUUGCAAAACAAUUGCCUCAUUCUGGACAUAUGCCAUUAUAUAAAUCUAUGUAUUUCUGGAAACAGAGAUGGAAGGAAAGAAUGACUGAUGGUUAGGGCUUGGUAUGCCACUGAAGAAUUAUACAUUUAUUGCGGGGAUGGCAUUACACCAAUACUGGUUACUCAGAAGACCAUAAGCCCUCCCUGUGGUCUUCUUAAGGCAACCAGUUUUGACACCAUGAUUUGACCCUACAUCUUGGAAAGGUAGUUCCAAGAUACUACUAGUCUACAUUGGCUGUUACUGCCUGUAGCUUAACUAGUCUCAAUUCAGAUAAAAAUGGCUUCCAUAUGAGACUGGUUAAGCUACAGGCAGUAACAGUCAAUGUGGACUAGUAAUAUGAACGUUGGGGUAUAAUUCUGGAGACCAGGACUCAAAUCCCCACUCAGCCAUGGAAACCCACUGAGUGGCCUUGGACAAGUAAUACUCUCUCAGCCUCAAAGGAAAACAAAGGCCAAACUUUCUAUGAACAAGGAUCUCCAUAAGUCAGAAACAACUUGAAGGCACACAUCAACAUAAGUUAUAGGGCCAAUGAGAGAGAAAAUGGAAGAUAGGCCUAAAAUUAUCUCCAGAAUGUUGUUUAACUUCACCUGGAGUCCUGUUCAGAUUUCACAAGGAAGCUCAUCCCAUCUGGGGAGUUAUGCAUGAAUUCACAUUAACAAGUUUGCACAAUUAGGGUAAGUCUAAACGAUUAAAAACCAAACUGAGUUCUUUUCCGUCAUCUCACAUACGCAAAGUCCUGUGACUAUGAGAGGAAAAAAAUAGUUUUCCAGGGACAAAAUUGCUUUCCAGAGCUAAUUACAGAUAGAAGGUUUCUUCCAGAUGGAAGUGUUCAUUCCAGAGAGAGUUCAAAAUAUUAUUUUUUACUAAUGUUUGGAAGUAGUAAAAAAAAGCAAGUUUUCCAAGUCUAAUUGUUCCCAGAUUUAAUCAUACUUAAGAAUUAAAUUUAAAACCAGCCUGAAAUUUUUCAUUAUAUUGAGGGUGCAUUCCUAAAGAUCUUUUAGGGAAAUUGUAAAAAUUAAAUUAGUUUUAGAAUCAUUUUACCUUACGGUAGUACCAAUAAAGGUUAAGUAUCCCUCAUCAGGAACUCCGAAUUACUCCAAAAUCCAAAAUUGUCUAUAUGAAUGGUUGUAACAGUGACAUGCUUUCUGAUGGUUCAAUGUAUACAAACCUUGUUUCAUGCAUAACAUUAUUAAAAUAUUAUAUAUAAAAUUA
Messenger RNA from Anolis carolinensis (green anole), 4477 nucleotides. It is a transcript of the gene ntn5, whose product is annotated as netrin 5. The record is from RefSeq and is a predicted model, not a curated record. Gene Ontology annotation, biological process: animal organ morphogenesis; tissue development. Bases 511 to 2250 code for a protein of 579 amino acids. NCBI's taxonomy places the organism in Eukaryota, Metazoa, Chordata, Lepidosauria, Squamata, Anolidae. Gene Ontology annotation, molecular function: protein binding. The transcript is spliced from 7 exons.